Molecule: messenger RNA, 570 nt
Organism: Arabis nemorensis
Lineage: Eukaryota; Viridiplantae; Streptophyta; Magnoliopsida; Brassicales; Brassicaceae
Source: the annotation of a GenBank genome assembly
AUGGAGACGAUGCCGGAGAAGGAGAGAGAUUCACCGCAAGAGAUUGAAGAGACUACUCCGUUGCUCGAUGAUUCUCUACCCGAAGGUGAAUUGAGAUCUUCGACGGCGAAGAAGGAGGUUGAGAUCCAUCUUUAUCGGUGUGGAAAAGGUCCGAUCGAUGUGUUCAAGUCGAAUCUCGGUGGUUGGGAGCAGGAUCAGCUCGAGGUUCGAUCGACUCUAGAGAAAUAUGGAUUAAAAGCUAUCUACGCUUUCAACGUCGAGAAAGGUCGUGCUGUACCGAUCCGAUUCCACCCUAGGAAUGGCCUGUCUGUGCUUCCUUACAGAGAUGGUGCCGUCAUUUACAUCGACGGUGAACCUCAGGAUUCCUUGAUUAAACCCAUCACAAAAAUCGUGCUAGGAGUCGUGAUUGUUACGCUGCUAAUAACGUUUUUGUUGAAAGACCCUCCUGCGUGGAUCAAGAACAAUAUCUCCCUUGGGAACUUUCCUCCGUGGGUGCUCGCGUGCAUAGUAAUAGUAUUCACCCGAGCUAGGAAGAGAACCAGAGACUUCUUCAAGAAGUAUGGGUGGUAA